Messenger RNA from Tripterygium wilfordii, 1458 nucleotides. RefSeq names its product aluminum-activated malate transporter 10-like. The record is from RefSeq and is a predicted model, not a curated record. Gene Ontology annotation, cellular component: plant-type vacuole membrane. The transcript has 6 exons. Gene Ontology annotation, biological process: malate transport. Lineage: Eukaryota; Viridiplantae; Streptophyta; Magnoliopsida; Celastrales; Celastraceae. Bases 1 to 1458 code for a protein of 485 amino acids.
AUGGCAGAAAAGCAGCAAUCAAGUAGUGAUCAAUUGGAAUGGAGAAUAAAUGUGGGAGAUGGGUCAUCAAGGACUUUGGUCCCAAAGGCAGGGCUUGUCAGAAGAGCCUGGCAAGGCCUGAAGGGUGUAAUUGAAGCCUUUUUUGUGAAGAAGGUGUGGAGGUUCUUGAAGAAAGCAUGGGAUUUAGGGGUUGAUGAUCCUAGAAAAUUUAUCCAUUGCCUUAAAGUUGGGAUUGCUCUCACUGUUGUCUCACUGUUUUACUAUAUGAGGCCAUUGUAUGAUGGCUUUGGAGGGAAUGCUAUGUGGGCUGUUAUGACAGUUGUUGUGGUGUUUGAAAACAAUGUCGGAGCAUCAGUCUGCAAAUGUUUGAACAGAAUAUGUGGGACAAGUCUUGCUGGGUUUCUUGGAUUUGGUGUACAUUGUCUGGCUAGCAAAUCUGGACCCAAACUCGAGCCGUUCAUCGUUGGAUCCUCAGUUUUCUUACUAGCUUCUGCUGCAACUUUCUCAAGAUUUAUACCAUCCGUGAAAGCCCGGUUUGACUACGGAGCUAUGAUCUUCAUCCUCACUUUCAGCUUGGUUUCAGUAUCAGGCUAUCGAGUCGAUGAAUUGCUCGGUAUGGCACGGGAAAGGAUAUCAACAAUCAUAGUUGGAACUUCUCUGUGCAUCCUUGUGAGCAUGUUGAUUUGCCCCAUCUGGGCUGGCGGGGAGCUUCAUGUUCUAAUCCAUCGUAACAUGGAAAAACUUGCCAUUUCAUUGGAGGGCUGCACUAGUGAGUUCUUUCAAAGUAAUGGAGGAGUUGAUGACAAAAACAAAGAGUCCAAUGAAAAAUUGCUAGGAUUCAAGUGUGUUCUGGGUUCAAAGGCCAAUGAAGAAGCUAUGGCCAAAUUUGCUUUAUGGGAGCCUGCUCAUGGUCAGUUCAAUUACAAGCAUCCAUGGAAACAAUACCUCAAAAUCGGUUCAUCGAUCCGAAGCUGCGCUUAUUGUCUAGAGGCCCUUAAUGCCUGCAUCAAUUCAGAACAUAAGGUUCCAGAGUCCAUAAUGGAGCAUGUGAGUGAUUCUUGCUUAACAGUGAGCUCUAAUGCUUCAAGGGUCAUUAGAGAAUUGGCAGAAACCAUGAAGACCAUGAAGAGAUCAUCAACCAUAGAUGUCCUGCUUGGAGAAAUGAACAGUUCAGUUCAAGAACUUCAGGGGAAUUUAAAGUCACUAUUACCUGAAAAUGGAACUCCUAUCAUGGAUAUGAUUCCAGUAUUAACCUGUGUUUCUUUGCUGAUCGAAAUCGCGAAUCGGGUCGAAGCCAUUGUUGAUGCUGUCAAAGAACUAUCAAACUUGGCUGCAUUUGGAUUCAAAGACCAGGACAAAUCAAAGCAAGAUCAGCCUAAGAGUAGUGAGAAUUUAGUGCAAGAGAAGGAAAGAGAGGAACAAACCAUAAUGACCCUUCAGAGGGUCUCAGUUUUAUAG